UUUACUCUCUACCUGCAUUGACUGUGAGGAUGGAGUGAUGCAGAGAGAGGUGAGGACAGGGUCAUUUUUCAGGAGAAACUGAGAUAUAGAGAUAGGUCUUGAUACACGCCUUAGCGGUUUAGAGAAGACUUGUGAGACGAUACACUCAACAAAUUAGGACGGUUAAUCUUUGGAAUAAGAGGGAUUGCGUGUCGAAAAGAAUGGAGAAGAGGAGGAACAGAGAGAUGAUGACAACAUGGAAAGUUUUUCAUAUCUUCUUGCUGCUUCUGGCUCUGCUCCAAACCCCCACACCCUCCAUAGCUCAAAACACCACCACCACCACCACCACCAGCACUUCAGCACCCAGCCCAGCAGCUCUCACUUACAGCACACGCCCAGCUGAUGUCACAGUGGCAGUGGGAGAACCUGCGUGGUUUAGCUGUGGCGUGCCCGAAGCUUCUCCCAGUCUCUCGUUCACCUUUUAUGGUAGUCACGGCAACUACACCCUCAUCUGCCCCAAUGACCAUCUGGAAGAUAUCCCUGAGGCCCUCUAUGGAAACUGUGAAGUGAAGAACGGAGAAUCACUGGCUGUGUGGACCCUCAGGGGAACCUCUUUCUCUGACAAUGGCACACGAGUCGUGUGUCGGCGGUCAGAGGAUCCGGACUCACUGGCUGCUGUCCUUCAUGUUUAUGAUAAUGGCACUAGCUAUGCCAUUCUCAUCGGCUGCACCAUCGGGGGCUUCUUUGGCCUCCUGCUGGUGUGUGGUUUAUCUUACACGAUGCUGUGGAGAUCAGAUAGUUUCCGCAAGUGCUUCAGGGUAAAAGAGACAGAAGACGAUCUGACAGAGAUUGUGACGAAGGACACGAAGAAGAUAAAAAGCUGAGAUGGAGAUGAUGUGGCUUGUAAACAACCCCUGUGAUGAGCUUCCUUCACUUUUCUUAGUUGUUCUGUUUUUGAAAGCUGAAGUAAACCCAGAUCCGAAGAUGCUGUUGUCUGAAAUGCAUGAGUCCAGAUCCAUUGUAACUCUCUCUAAUUGUGCACAAUGAUCACUUCAAACAAUACACCAAAAUGAUUAAAAUAUAAUUUCCAACA
Messenger RNA from Paralichthys olivaceus (Japanese flounder), 1072 nucleotides. RefSeq lists its product as uncharacterized. The record is from RefSeq and is a predicted model, not a curated record. Lineage: Eukaryota; Metazoa; Chordata; Actinopteri; Pleuronectiformes; Paralichthyidae.